AUGCACACAGGUGGAGAGGAAGAGCAGGAGAGGAGCAGUGGUAAAUGCUCCCAAAAGUGUCGCAACCUGUUUGUGGUGGAGUCUGUUUGUGUGGCUUGGUUCUCCAUUGAGUUUCUCGUGAGAUUUCUCCACACACAGAGCAAGCUUGAGUUUGCCCGCGGCCCUCUGAACAUAAUCGAUGCUGUUGCCAUCUUGCCCUUCUACGUCUCCCUGCUGGAUCUCAGGUCUGGGCCUGUUGGGGACACCGAGGACGGUACAGGAAAGAGCACCCUUGAUAAACUGGGUCUGAUCCUGCGUGUGAUGAGGGCCCUGCGGAUCCUAUACAUCAUGAGACUGGCCCGCCACUCUCUGGGUCUGAAGACCUUGGGGCUCACUAUCCAGCGCAGUGUGACGGACUUCGGCCUGCUGCUGCUCUUUGUGUGCGUGGCUGUGACUCUCUUCUCUCCACUCAUACACCUGGCUGAGAGUGAGCUGGCCCCCCACGCCGCCAAGUCCCCCAUGGUCAGCUUCAGCAGCAUCCCAGCAUCGUACUGGUGGUCCAUCAUCACCGUCACCACGGUGGGGUACGGCGACAUGGUGCCACGCAGCGUACCGGGCCAAGUGGUGGCACUGAUCCUCAUCUUGUCAGGGAUCCUCCUUCUGUCGUUCCCUUCCACUUCCAUCUUCCACACGUUCCAACACACCUACAGCGAGAUGAAGGAGGAGAACAACUGGCUGUGGAAGGAGGAGAGGGGCCACGAGCUAGCCAGCGAGGCGGAGGAGAGUUUGAGAGAAAGAGACAGUUGGCCGGAUAACUGUCCAGAAAGAGACAUAUUACCUCGUCUUAUUACCUUGUAA
Molecule: messenger RNA, 837 nt
Organism: Gymnodraco acuticeps
Lineage: Eukaryota; Metazoa; Chordata; Actinopteri; Perciformes; Bathydraconidae
Product: potassium voltage-gated channel subfamily G member 2-like
Exons: 2
Coding region: 1-837 (278 amino acids)
Biological process (GO): potassium ion transmembrane transport
Cellular component (GO): voltage-gated potassium channel complex; membrane
Molecular function (GO): delayed rectifier potassium channel activity
Source: RefSeq, a predicted model, not a curated record